CAUUUGGCCGCCGACCCUUUAACAGGAAUAGUCAAAGAAGUUGACAAAAUGAAGAAAAUCGUCGGAUUCAUUAUUUGCAGCCUAUUCUCCGUUUACGCCGUCGAUAUACCGAUAAAUCCACAAAUUGAUGACGGUCAAUACAUUGGUUUUCCAUUCGAUUUCGAGGCAAAAUUAAACAAUGAUGCCGUUGAUAGAACUAUUUUUCUUUUUAAUAAGAAAAAAUUGCCGGAAGGUAGGAUCGAUGAGAUUUACGCUAAUUUCAUAUCGGAACACAGGAUCGAAUUCCAAGUCUGGAGAGCGACAGGAAAGAAAGAUGGUCAAAGUUCACUUAUUGGUCAGUUUGCCUAUAAACCCACUAAGCUCGGAAGGGUUGUAAUAAGAUUAACGAAUAAAAUCUACUGUAAAGAUGGUGACAUGUUAGCCUUUCUAACACCGGAUAAAAGCUGUCCAUUGGGCUAUAAAUUGUCAACGGCUUACGAUGGAUGCUUUUUACAUUUCUAUACAAAAGAUAAUAAACCAAAAGUGAACGAUACCAUUGAUUUUGAUAUAUUGAAAUUACCUUACACAUUUUCAUUUGGGGUUGGCGUACGUCAAGUUUCAACAGGAACUACGAUAGCCGGUACUUCGGAUAAAAUCACUAAAAAUUCACAACAUUCAACAACUUCACUUUUAACGCCUGAGAAAACACCUAAGCGUAGUACGAAAUCUAUUAGGCCUACUAGUUCAAAGUCUUCAACAAUCUCAUUGACGACCAAAAAGCCUGUAUCAAUGCCUCGUUCUACAAUUCGGUCGAUUGGCCAAAGUACUAGAGCUAGUGCGGGGGCCAACGAGAGAAUUUUAGGGGAGAUUAAAGUCGAACAGAAUAUUCAACCUUUGCCAGAAGGAUCCCAAAUGUUUCUCUUCUCUGACUUGAAAUUUCCAACAAGUGGGAUUAUAACGUCGUUUUGGAUGCAAUUUAUUAAUAAAGGGGUUGUUAUGUUUCAAAUAUGGCGACCAAACUCCAAUCAAACAGGGGCAAGAAGAAACUAUACACUUGUUUAUUCGUAUACAUAUAAUGUUAAUAAAAUUGGUUCAACAUUAGUGGCAUUAAAUGAAAGAUGGGAAGUUAAAAAAGGCGAUACCGUAGGUGUUGCAAAUCCAAAUGAGAAAGGAGUUUAUGGAUAUACCUUUGAUAUUUCGAACGCCGAUAAUCUAUACUAUUUAGAAUAUCAAAAAACUGAAAUAGGAGAAAACGUUAUCUUUCCAAAAUCAAAUUUACCGUACAGAAUCACUUUGGCUAUUAAAUAUCAAUCUGAUGACCUACAUGUAACUAAACCCUCUCACCCAACAAAGACACAAGAUCAUAGAGCCAGCAUUUUAAGUGAAAGCUCCCCAAAAGGUAACCUAACUUAUCCUAAUUUAUUCAAACUUAUAGGCGAAGGCUUAUAAAAAGGACAAAAUUUCCUUUUAUUUAAGGUAAUACAGCAACCGAAAGUAAUGAACGUACGCCAACGAAAUCUAGAACAACCAAUAAACCUUCAAAUCAACAACCUGUUAAGAGUUCCAGUGACAAUGAAAACUGGUGGAAUAAAGAAAUUUAUCAUAUUAUCAUCUUAGUACUGUUAUCACUGAUGUUUCUCCUUUUAUUUAUUAUAUGCUGUACUGCGUGUUAUAAGAAGCAACGUACCGGAGAAUCGUUUAAAGUAUAUGAAACUAAUACGAGGUAAUAUUAUAAAUUUAUUUUUGCCAUUCAAGUAAUUAUGUUACGCCAUCUACCUGUUUGAUUGAAUAGACUUAUUAUUGUUUACUAUUUAUCAUUAUAUUACUAUUAUUAUUAUUAUUAUUAUGAUUUGAUAUUAGUAGCAUUUGAUUGUAUUUGAUUUGAUGAAUAUGUUUUAUUGACAAAAAACUGUUUAAAAGAUAACAUAAAAGGAAUAAGAACAUUCUUUAUUAUACUUUGUUGAAAUAUAGCUAAAUGAAAAGAAGACAAAAAAAAGUAGUGCUAUCUGGUGCUAAGUUACUAAAGUAUCUUGUACUUUGUUGGAAAAUGAGUAAUUCUUAGGAAAAGAGUUCUAUUGUUAUUACAAAGAACGGUAAAUCAACAGAGGUCGAUGGCAAAAGUCAAAGAGUCGUUCAUCUAUAGUAAUCUGAUGAAAAUUCGUUGACCUAUUUCACAUACAGUUAUGCAAAUGAACUAUUGUUUUUAGCUGUUUUUCUUCUAUUAGACAUAGAUCAUCGACGGCUUUAAAUCAUGAUGAAUGGAUGAACGCAAUUAAUGAAGCUGAAAGUAAUUAUCAAUAUAGAAGGGAAGAUCGUCUAAAAUCGGAUAGACUGGCUAAAACGGCAUCCGUAACUUCCAAAGAUGCUAUAAUUCCUCACGAACAUACCGUCGAAUGACAUUUACCACUUGGAAGAUUGAUCUGUACACUUAUAUCUUCAUUCAUCUUCAUCUCAAUAUAUAUUACCAAUUUAAAAAAGAAGAAUAGCGCCAUCUUUCGUUACGAGAUUGUUUACAAGAAUGUUGUUUGGCAAGGAAUGAUGGUUAUGUUUAUUGUCUCCACGAUUUCAUUUGGAAAACGUUAAAAUACUGUCAAGCCCACUUGGAAGGAAGAAAACUUUUAAAGAGCAAUAGAUGGCGUUUUAUUAAGCAAAAACCUAUAAACAUUUUGGUAUAGUUAUUGUUACUUAAAAGGAAAAAAAAAUGCAGGGAUCUUAUAUUCCAAACGGUAUCUUAUUGCAUUUGUUUAUAAAAAUUAACAAAAAUUUCCUUUAUCCUGCUUAUAGAAAUACACUAAUAAUCGUUCAAAUAUCAAUAAGCAAAAUAUUCAAUUUAUCUAUAUUCAACAAAUAGGAACAUAAUAAUUUCAUUAAUAUCCGUUAGACGGCGGUUUAUAGGACUAAAAGUAGGAACACAAAUGUUUUUGGGGUAUUUCAUAACUAUAUAUCUAUUUAAUUGAAUAAAUGUAUAAAUGUAUUAUAAAGUAUAUUACUUGUCGAAAUGGUAUAAGCUAAUUGUCGUAAUUUUUACAAAACAAUUACCAACUUUUCAGCGUUUACUUAAGAUAAUCUAUUCUCUUUCCAAGUAUAUUUAUG
Molecule: messenger RNA, 3072 nt
Organism: Dimorphilus gyrociliatus
Lineage: Eukaryota; Metazoa; Annelida; Polychaeta; Dinophilidae
Source: the annotation of a GenBank genome assembly